Molecule: messenger RNA, 2623 nt
Organism: Nothobranchius furzeri (turquoise killifish)
Lineage: Eukaryota; Metazoa; Chordata; Actinopteri; Cyprinodontiformes; Nothobranchiidae
Source: RefSeq, a predicted model, not a curated record
AAGUUUGUUUGUUGUAGCAUCGUUUUUGUAGCGUCGGCGUCUUUAUGUGUUUGUUAGCAUAGAGCAGCGACGCAACGUUAGCAUAAUGAGCUCCAUCAUUCAGCCGCUUUACAGUUUUAACUCAGGUUUACUUUGAAUAUGAGCAGAUUUGUGGUAGUUUAUGUAAAUCAUCCCAACUUUGGAGACCUCGUUGGUUUAGCGGCUAACUCCCUUAAGUCCUCCUACCGCACGACGGUUUUUACGGCAGCUAGCAUGCUAAUGAAGCGCCCGAACAAAGAGCAGCGGAGGUUAGCCUGCUGGAGCUAACAGCCAGCUAGCAGCUACACACCGGCAGAUGUUUGACUUUUCUGUCAGCUUUUUGGGUUCUGACUCCACUUUUCUCCGGUUAUCGGCCAGACAGCCGCUGGAAGAGCGAGUGGGAUUAAACUGGGAACGUUUUGACAGCUGCGUCUGACUGGAACGAUGCCACGUAAGAAGGUGACAGAUGUCUCUGGGAAUGGUGGGAUGAAGAAGAAGAGGGCGACUGGGAAAAGGAAAGACAGAGACUUCAGCAGCGAUGAUGAGUUUGACUUUGAGCAGGAGAACAACAAGAAACCCGGCAGGCCUGCAGCCAAGUCCGGUCUGCAGCCCGUCACCGUGGCGGAUGACGUCAAAGAGAAAAUUAAACUGGAGUUACCAAAGGUGAAAGGUCAGCUGCUCAUCUUUGGAGCUACUAACUGGGAUUUGAUUGGAAGAAAGGAGGUUCCCAAACAACAAGCUGCUUUCCGUAACCUGGGUCAGAACCUGUGGGGUCCGCACCGUUACGGCUGUCUGAACGACAUCCAGGUGAGCUGUGUGGUGUCGGGUCCGUGCGCUGCACACAGUCUCCUCAUGACCACCGAGGGCCGGCUGUGGAGCUGGGGUCGGAAUGACAAAGGUCAGCUGGGUCACGGAGACACCAAACGUCUGGAGGCUCCGAAGGUCAUCGAGGGCCUGGCAGAUCAGGUGAUUGUUUCUGCCGCCUGCGGACGCAAUCACACGCUGGCACUCACAGACGACGGUACCGUUUUCUCCUUUGGGGAGAACAAACUGGGUCAGCUCGGCCAGGGCAGCCAGACCGAUGCUGUCCUCAGCCCGGCACCGAUUUCCUACAACGGCCAGCCCCUGGUGAAGCUAGCCUGCGGCGCCGAGUUCAGCAUGGUGGUGGACUGUAAAGGAAACCUGUACUCCUUCGGCUGCCCGGAGUACGGACAGCUAGGUCACAACAGCGACGGGAAGUUCAUCGCCCGCGCUCAGCGCAUCGAGUUCGACUGUGAGCUCAUCCCACGGCGCGUUGCCAUCUUUAUUGAGAAGUCCAAGGACGGGCAGGUCAUGCCGGUGCCCAAUGUGGUGGUCAGAGACGUGUCCUGUGGAUCCAACCACACGCUGGUGUUGGACUCCCAGAAACGAGUCUUCAGCUGGGGCUUCGGCGGUUACGGCCGCCUGGGUCACACAGAGCAGAAAGAUGAGAUGGUUCCUCGGCUCGUCAAGCUGUUCGACUUUCCCGGCCGCGGCGCCGCUCAGAUCUAUGCCGGGUACCAGUGUUCCUUCGCCAUCAACGAGAUGGGGGUGCUGUUUUUCUGGGGGGUGACCAACACGUCCAGAGAUUCCACCAUGUAUCCCAAAGCUGUGCAGGACCUGUGUGGCUGGAAGGUCCGUAGUUUGGCCUGUGGGAAAAGCAGCAUCAUCAUCGCAGCUGACGAGAGCACCAUCAGCUGGGGGCCGGCGCCCACGUUCGGAGAGCUGGGAUACGGAGACAGCAAACCCAAAUCCUCCACUACGGCUCAGGAGGUUAAAACUCUGGAUGGGAUCUACGUGGAGCAGGUGGUGAUGGGAUACGCCCACUCGCUGGUCAUCGCCCGGCAGGACGCUCAGCAGGAACAAGAGAAGCUGAAGAAGCUUCCAGAGUACAACCCCCGAACAAUCUGAGAGGCUCUCCAGCACCGCCGGCCGGUUCUGCCCAAGCGGGCCAGUGGGUUUUUCCUGGUUUGUUAUCCGGUGGGACGGUCGGGUUCAGCGCCGCACAAAACAUCUCAACUACCAGCAAACUUGCUCCACACAACGAUUCGGACACCAAAACCAGAGGGUGGGACAGGACAGUCCAUUACAGAACCGGCACUUAGCUCAACGCAGCCGUGCUUCCCAAAAUUCCCAGUUUUCAGUUCAUAUUCCAGUUCAGCAUCCUUGUUUGUCGUUUUUGUUCGUCUGUUUUCUGGAGGUAAAGAAGAACCUUCGGACUUUUCCCUCCGGGGCCUCAGAGACCAACACUCCGUACCCGUGCCUUUUUCUACGUCCACGUUCAGGUUACGGAGGAUCAGCUGAUCGUUUAUUUGGCGGUUCCGGCCGCCGUCCAGUCGGGAUGUGGAACACGGCGUUCCACCUGACGUUGUUACAUUCCUUCAGUGUUUGCAUCCAGGAUGCCUCCGAGUCCCUCAGCUCUCGUCUUCACUUGUGUUGUAACGCUUAAAGCGGGUUCAGAAACGGGUCAGAACCAAGUCUGGAACUGGUCCCACGUCCCAGUAGGGAAGGUGUUUGUACUGAGUUCUGUUUUUUACGCUCAUGUUUUUCUUUUCCAUUGAAAUGAUUAAAGAUUCGUGUAAAAUGA